AUGGGAAAGGACGGCGAGACGAAGGGGAAGCGGUGUGCUGGGAGGCGUCCCGAGAAUGUCGGCGUGGUGCUGCCGGCGCAGGCCUGCGGCGAGACGCUGUACGCCCUGCUGCGCGUCGCCGAGGACUGCGACGACUCGGAGCUGCGCGCCGCCUACAGGCAGCGGGCGCUGGAGGAACAUCCGGACAAGGGCGGCAGCCAGGAGAGGUUCGACGAGAUCACCCGCGCCUGGGGGAUCCUGGAGAACGCCGACCGCCGAGACGCAUACGACGCGGAGCUCUCCAAGGGGCGGGCCCGUGCCCAGCUCGUGGAGGGCGGGCCAGCGAGGCCGCGGGAGGCGGGAGGGGCCGAGCAGAGGCAGGACCUCACGAAGAAGACGGCGCCGCGCAUAGGCUCCGUGAGGAACAAGGACAACCGGCGGUGCGAGAGCCAGUGGAUCGGCGAGACGUCGGGUGGCGCCAUGGUGGCACAGAUCCGGCUGGCCAUUCAGGACGAUCAGGCGAGCCAUGCCGUCGCAGAUCCAGGAGAGCUGGUCACAGACCAGGCUUCCAGCCGAGAGCGGCCCGAGAAGCCUCCGGACGAGCUGGUGGAGGCCCUGUGGGAGAAGUUCGUCACGCUGAACCCUGGCGUGAAGAAGCAGUGGCUGGGCACCCUUUCUGGCAGGCAGAGGCAAGCCUUGAAGGAUCGCGCCAAGGUGCAGGAGGCGAAAGAUCUGGAAAAGAAGAAGGCGUGGCUGUCGGGCAAGUCGGGCAAGAGGUAG
Prorocentrum cordatum is the source of this 759-nucleotide messenger RNA. NCBI's taxonomy places the organism in Eukaryota, Dinophyceae, Prorocentrales, Prorocentraceae. The record is from the annotation of a GenBank genome assembly.